This is a messenger RNA of Sungouiella intermedia, 822 nucleotides long. The record is from the annotation of a GenBank genome assembly. Lineage: Eukaryota; Fungi; Ascomycota; Pichiomycetes; Serinales; Metschnikowiaceae.
AUGAUUCCAUCUCGUACGUUCACCGAACCUGCCACCGAGUACUUGUUCCUCUCCAACUCCUCAGACGAGCCUUUGGCUUUCAAGGUCAAGACGACCGCCCCAAAGUUGUACUGUGUUAGACCGAACGCUAGCAUUGUCGCUCCUGGCGAAUCUGUCAAGAUUUCGCUCAUCUUGCAGGGCUUCUCGCAGCCCUUGGCCAAGGAUUACAAGUGCAAGGACAAAUUUUUGAUUGUGUCUGUGCCAUGUCCAGGUUUGGAAGAUGCUUCUAAGGUUUCUGAGUUGUGGCCGCUGUUGGAGUCCAAGUACAAGGAACAAUUACUACAGAAGAAGUUGAAGGUCAACUUUGUUAUCACCUCCGAAGACGACGACAAGGAUGAAUCACAAUUCAACGACACCACAUACGCCAACGCCACCCAGUCGGCUCCCUUUACUGCACCUGCUACUGUUGGCGCUUCCGGUGCUGCUGGCGCUGGUGCUUCCGCUCUCAGCAAGGACAUCUCCGAGAAGGCUGAGAUAAAUAACGAACAGCCAUUGUCCACUAACGGCACGGCCGCUACCUUGGCUGAUGUCAGUGCCACCGAUGUAAACAGCGGUGCUACUACUACAAACGAGAAGAGAACCGUUGUCGAGCCAGUUGACACGGAGUUGGAGCAGUCAAACGCCCGCAUCAGCACCUUGUCGGAGAAAUUGGACUCCAACGAGACCGCCGCUGCCGCUGCACCAGUCAAGACUACUUCCGAAGAGCCUGUGAGCGGUAUUUCGUUGCCAUUUGCCGCAAUCUUGGUGCUCAUUGCGUUGUUGUUGGGAUGGUACAUCUUCUAG